AUGAAUUUAUUUAAGCAGGAACUUAAUUUUCUUUUCUCAUUGCAGAAUCAAAAUUACAAGGGCUAUGGAUUAUCAAAGGGAAAAGAGCGAGAGCAGAGAGCAUCCAUCCGGUUCAAGACCACCCUUCUGACCACUCUCACAGACGUCCUUCGCCACAGGCCAGGAUGGGUGGAAGUGAAGGACGAAGGGGAGUGGGAUUUCUACUGGUGCGACGUGAGCUGGCUCCGGGAGAACUUCGACCACACCUACAUGGAUGAGCACGUGCGAAUCAGCCACUUCCGAAACCACUACGAGCUAACCCGCAAGAACUACAUGGUGAAGAACCUGAAGCGGUUCCGGAAACAACUGGAGCGUGAGGCGGGAAAGCUGGAGGCAGCCAAGUGUGACUUCUUUCCCAAAACCUUUGAGAUGCCAUGUGAAUACCACCUGUUUGUGGAGGAGUUCCGCAAAAACCCAGGCAUCACCUGGAUCAUGAAGCCUGUGGCCCGCUCUCAGGGGAAGGGCAUCUUCCUCUUCCGGAGGCUGAAGGACAUCAUGGACUGGAGGAAGGGCACUUCUGGGAAGAAGCUUGCCAGCCUGGAGGCCCAGCCUGCCCGAAGCACUGUCAAUCCCUCUGGCAGCCACGACACAAGAGGCUCCGAUGAGCAGAAGGAUGAGAUUCCUGUGGAGAACUAUGUCGCUCAGCGUUAUAUUGAAAAUCCCUACCUGAUAGGAGGCCGAAAGUUUGACCUGCGCGUCUAUGUGCUGGUGAUGUCGUACCUCCCACUGAGGGCCUGGCUCUACCGGGAUGGCUUUGCUCGAUUCUCCAACACCCGCUUCACACUGAGCAGCAUCGACGACCAAUAUGUUCACCUCACCAAUGUUGCUGUGCAAAAGACAUCUCCCGACUACCAUCCAGAGAAGGGCUGCAAAUGGAUGCUCCAGCGCUUCCGGCAGUAUCUAGCGUCCAAGCACGGGCCCGAGGCAGUGGAAACACUCUUCAGCGACAUGGACAACAUCUUUGUCAAGAGCCUGCAGAGCGUGCAGAAGGUGAUCAUCAGCGACAAGCACUGCUUCGAGCUGUACGGUUACGACAUCCUCAUCGACCGGAACCUCAAGCCGUGGCUCCUGGAGGUCAACGCAUCUCCAUCGCUGACAGCCAGCAGCCAGGAGGAUUAUGAGCUUAAGACUUGCCUUCUGGAAGACACCCUACAUGUUGUGGACAUGGAGGCCAGGCUUACAGGAAGGGAGAAGCGAGUCGGUGGCUUUGACCUCAUGUGGAAUGAUGGCCCUGUCAGCAGAGAGGAGGGGACUCCUGACCUGUCAGGAAUGGGGAACUUUGUGACCAACACACACCUUGGUUGCAUCAAUGAUCGGAAGAAUCAGCUGAGGCAGCUGUUCCACUCCCUUCAAGGCCAGAAGAAAGCUUCUAGCUAA
Messenger RNA from Orycteropus afer afer, 1416 nucleotides. RefSeq names its product tubulin tyrosine ligase like 9 (gene TTLL9). Gene Ontology annotation, molecular function: tubulin-glutamic acid ligase activity; ATP binding; tubulin binding. NCBI's taxonomy places the organism in Eukaryota, Metazoa, Chordata, Mammalia, Tubulidentata, Orycteropodidae. The coding region runs from base 1 to 1416 and encodes 471 amino acids. The transcript is spliced from 14 exons. The record is from RefSeq and is a predicted model, not a curated record. Gene Ontology annotation, cellular component: cilium. Gene Ontology annotation, biological process: microtubule cytoskeleton organization; protein polyglutamylation.